This is a messenger RNA of Hemicordylus capensis (graceful crag lizard), 827 nucleotides long. Its product is annotated as polyadenylate-binding protein-interacting protein 1-like. Lineage: Eukaryota; Metazoa; Chordata; Lepidosauria; Squamata; Cordylidae. Bases 111 to 827 code for a protein of 238 amino acids. The record is from RefSeq and is a predicted model, not a curated record. The transcript is spliced from 2 exons.
CGCGCGCGUCCCGGGGAAUCUGGCACCCGGCUAGCGUCCGAGGAGGAGGGCUGCUUGGCCGGCGGCUUCCUCAGAUACACAGCAGCCGAGGGGAUGGGAGGAGGCACUCCAUGGCCACUUCUGCAGCCUGGGCAGGAGGCGCUUGCCUGCUCCUAGCAGGGCACGCGGAGCACAGGCUUGGGCCAGGAGGGCGCCCCCUCCGCGCUGCUGCUGCCGCCCCUUCCAGCAGCUGCAGCUGCUGCUGCCAACCGAGCUCGGCCCCCUCCUGCUGCUGCGGCUCCCCACUUUUGCUCGCGGCGCCGCCUCUUGGCCAGGCUGGCGCGGAGCUUGGCGGCGAUCUUGCGCUCGUGGCCGGCGGGCACGGCCCAGUUGGUGCGCUGCUCCCGCUCGCGGCGGCUCCGGCCCUUCCCGCCCGAGCCCGGCCCCCGCGGCCCCCAGCGCCAGGCUCGCUCGCGCAGCUGCUCCACGCGUUCCGCCUCCCACUCCCAGGGCGACUCCGAGGAGGCCGACUGCGCAAGCGCCAGCUCCGAGGGAUCCUCCCAACCGCCGCGCGGCGCCCGCGAGCGGCUCCGGCGGCCCUUCCGCAUGGCGCGGCGCCGCAGCUCCCUCUCUCUCUCUCCCCCUCUCCCUCCCCCACCAUGGCUCUUCACCUGCCGCGCCAUUGGCUGAGGCCCUCGCGCCCUGCCACGCCCCCCCGCGACAUCACAGAGCCCGCCCUGAGUGGCCCUGCCCUCCUCUCGUCGCCAUGGCAACGGGGCCUGGUCAGCGUCAGGGCCUCAACGAGGCGCUUUGUGAUUGCUGAAACUUACAUAAAUUUUCCAAUAUGA